Messenger RNA from Mercurialis annua (annual mercury), 989 nucleotides. Its product is annotated as GEM-like protein 7. The record is from RefSeq and is a predicted model, not a curated record. The transcript has 5 exons. Lineage: Eukaryota; Viridiplantae; Streptophyta; Magnoliopsida; Malpighiales; Euphorbiaceae. Bases 210 to 887 code for a protein of 225 amino acids.
CAAUUGGUAUCCAACUUUCUUAUGGCCACAGUUGUAAAGAAUGCAUUUAUACCUUUUUAAACUGUUUGGAGGCAGCACUAUAAUGUGGGUAUAUAUAGUUGCAGGAUGCAUGCAACUUCUCAUCAUCACCAACAUUAACUCUCUCAGCAAUCAGAAACACAAGACUACUACAAUUCUAUUUGACUUGCAAUCUCAAUUCACCAUCAAGCAUGAAGAUUUCAGUUCAAGAACAAGUUAUUGGGAUUCCAAGUAGGCUUCUACUUGACAAUAUGGCUACCCAAUCCUAUGUUCCAACUCCUGCAAAUAAGUCUCUUGCUGUCAAGCAAGAUAAAUUAGAUUCAGUGCUGAAAAGGAUAAACAAGCUAGGAAGAAAAGCUGACAAAUUUGCACAUGGAAUCCGCGAGCAUGUGAAACUGGGAGCCAAAAUUACUGAAACUCUCAAGGGGAAGUUGAGCUUGGGAGCAAAAAUUCUUAAAGUGGGAGGAGUCAAGAAAAUUUUCAGGCAGUUUUUUACCGUCCGAGAAGGAGAAAGAUUGUUGAAGGCCUGCCAGUGUUAUUUGUCAACAACAGCAGGUCCUAUUGCAGGACUUCUAUUCAUCUCCAGCGAAAAGAUUGCUUUCUGUAGUGAAAGAUCCAUUAAAUUAUCCACUCCAGAAGGAAAAAUUGUCAGAAUCCAUUACAAGGCUGUGAUCCCUCUGAACAAAAUAAAGACUGCAAAUCAAAGUGAAAAUGUGACGAAACCAUCACAAAAGUUCGUAGAAAUAGUGACAGUUGAUGAUUUUGAAUUCUGGUUUAUGGGUUUCAUAAACAAUCAGAAGGCUUUCAAGUGUCUUCAGCAAGCAAUGUCUCAAGCUUGGAUGUCCGCAGCUACAAGUCACCUAAUUUAGUUUCUUGAUCAGACUGCAAGUAAAUAGUCAAUCACUUUAGUUGACCUUAACAAUUGUACAUAAUUGUUAUCAAUCUGUAACAAAGCAUCACCUUCUACUCCA